Molecule: messenger RNA, 1752 nt
Organism: Penicillium salamii
Lineage: Eukaryota; Fungi; Ascomycota; Eurotiomycetes; Eurotiales; Aspergillaceae
Source: the annotation of a GenBank genome assembly
AUGGGUGAUUACGAGCAACGAUACCAGCAGGGUCUUUACCUGUCUCCAAAUCAACAGGACCUUCUGCUUGCUGCUCUGACUUCCAACAACCCAAACGCCAAGCGGCAGAGUGGCACUCCCCCGAUCAAGACUGACCAAAGUCCCGAUCAAUCUUUGGAUAGUCUCAGUGCUCCGCCGUCUGGGGGAUUUGAUAAUGGCCACAACUUCACCUACGGGGAGAACGAUAGCCCUUACUUGGACUUCACACCUGAUUUGGACUUCGAGUUUCCCGGCUCUGGGGAUUUGAUUGGCGAUCUGCCUGGGUCGACCUAUGACAUCGGAGAAAAGCGGAAGUCCCUCGACGGAAAGUCAGACAUUGAAGGCGAGGAGAAUGGGAAGAAACGCAGAGAAAGUGAGGCUAAAAAGCCCGGAAGAAAGCCACUCACUUCAGAACCGACUACGAAGCGCAAGGCACAGAACCGGGCCGCCCAACGGGCGUUCCGUGAGCGCAAGGAGAAACAUUUGAAGGAUUUGGAAGACACGGUGGAGUCGCUGCAAAAGAAAUCAGACACGACCACCCAAGAAAAUGGCUUGCUGCGAGCCCAGGUUGAGCGAUUGCAAGUCGAGCUCCGCGAGUAUCGGAAGCGUCUCUCUUGGAUGGCUUCGGGGUCUGGCAAUGGAAUGUCGGCGCUAAGCUCAAACUCUGUUCCAAAUGCCCAAUCGAAGGGAGUUUAUGGUAUUCAAAAUAAUGAGUUCCUCUUCGAUUUCCCCAAGUUUGGGGAUUUGCCCGGCGGUCACCUCUUCAACGGCCAGGCCAAGAACGACCAAUCAAAGACCAGCGACAGCCCCCGACCACCCGGCGUGUUGGCUCGUCAAACCUCGAAUGGACCUUCAUCUCGGUCCAACUCAGCAGGAGCAGGCUAUGCUAGGUCAGAUGGCUCUAAGUCCCACGGCACUCCUAACAGCGCCACAUCCGCCAAAGGACCGGAUUCUGGCUACAGGUCUUCCACGCACACACAUGACAAUUCGACGUCGCAGAACUCACCGUCAUCUUCCUCUGACUCUCAUCAAAGCCAGUUGCUCUCGUCUAAUGGCACUUCUCCGGAACCAAGCCUUAGCUCACCGGGUGGAAAAUACCGUGAGCUUGGCCCCGGUGACGCCUGCGGCGGCCACAUCACUACCGAUGGCGAGAAGUCUUUCUGUGAGCAACUCGGAAUGGCCUGUGGCAAUAUUCGGAACCCCGUCCCCGCAGUCCGGGAUGGAAAAUCACAGAGUGUCUCAAGUAACCUGCCCACCCCGACCGACAAUACCGCCGUUGAAGACGAUUCCCAGGAUCUCGGAAUCGAUUGGCUGGCUCACCAAAAUGGUGGUCAAUUUGAUCCAGUGCUCUUUGGUGACUGGCGAGAGCCUCAAGAUGCCGUUCUGUCUCAAGACUUUGGCUCUUUCUUCAAUGAUGCGUUCCCCCUGCCAGACCUAGGCAGCCCAUCUCAUAACCUGAGUGAGGCCGCCGUUGAUUCACAGCCCAAGAAGAGCCUCAUCGCCCAGAUUGACCACAAGGCCGAAGAAGACGAGGUUGUUCCCGGCGAAGACCAGUCACAGAUGCUAUCGUGCACAAAGAUUUGGGAUCGCCUGCAAUCGAUGGAAAGAUUCCGUAAUGGCGAGAUCGAUGUCGACAAUCUUUGCUCUGAACUCCGCACCAAGGCACGCUGCUCCGAGGGAGGUGUUGUCGUCAACCAGAACGACGUCGACGACAUCAUGGGCCGAGCCAAAUAG